Messenger RNA from Haliotis rufescens (red abalone), 126 nucleotides. RefSeq lists its product as uncharacterized. The record is from RefSeq and is a predicted model, not a curated record. The annotation marks the transcript as partial. The transcript has 2 exons. Lineage: Eukaryota; Metazoa; Mollusca; Gastropoda; Lepetellida; Haliotidae.
UGGGAGAGGGAGCAAGAGAGAGAGAGAGAGAGAGAUUGGGAGAGGGAGCAAGAGAGAGAUUGUGAAAGAGAGAGAGAGAGAGAGAGAUGGGCGAGGGAGAGAGAGAGAUGGGGAGAGGAGCGAGAG